AGCUGCAGAGGUUGCUGCCUUUAACGUAAUCCUGCAUGUAAAUGUCAGCCAAUGGAGUGUGUCGUUGAGUUGGGCUGGGAUUAGCAGGAGGCGAAUGAGUUUCAAUUUUACUGGAUUACAGAACAAAGAGCGAGUGGGGGAAAGGGACACCCUGGCUCGGGUUAAAGCGAGAAAAGAAGAGCGAGAAGGAGAAGACUGCUUCUUUUCCAACACGGCGAUGAUCGGGAUUAUGUGUUUUGUGGCGCGUCGUCGUGGAUGUGCGAGUCUUUUGUGAUGGAUUAAAGAGAACAACAUAUUCCCGGAUUGACAGCAACGAGGCUAUUUAAUCGCUAAUUACGAGGCAUGGCUCAGAUGAGGAAGCUGCCAUGUGAAGGUGUCAGGACAAUCUCCCGAUGUGAGCCCCAGGCUCCUCUGGUGUCGGCCAGGCAGGAGAUCCUCACCAGCCUGGUGUCUGCCCUCGACUCUGUGUGCAUGGCCAUGUCCAAGCUGAACGCCGAGGUGGCGUGCGUCACCGUGCACGAAGACAGCGUGAUUGCCGUCGGCACGGAGAGGGGCCGAAUUUUCCUGAACUCCAGGAGAGAGAUCCAGACGGACUUCUACAAGUUUUGCCGGGCGCCAAGCCUGCCAAACGUGACCACGCCCGCCAACGCCAAUACCAAAGAUCAGGAAGUUGAUCUGAGCAAAGCCAGCAAGGACGCGGAGCACGGGAAAGCCAGAGUACCUCCGGAUGCCCCGUCCAACGUCUUUGUUAUGAGGAAGAUGGUGGAGGAAGUCUUCACUGUGCUCUACAGCGAAGCCGUGGGAAAGAGCUCCCUGAUCCCCGUGCCUUAUGAGUGGAUCCAGAAGGAUCCCAGCUGCCUUGUUGUUAAUGGUCUACCGGAGGGAAUCUCCUUGAAAAAACCCUCCGAGUACGACACCAAGACCUUGAUGAAGAUUCUGGAACAAAGCCACCGCAUUCACUUCACCGUCAAAAGGCCAACGGAUGACUUGUCUCGAGAAACCAAGUCCACAAACGCAGAAAGUAACCACAACUCUUCCGGCGACAGCAUGUCGACGGUGAAGACUACUGGCCAGGUAGUCACACCAUCAAGUCCUGCCACUUCCGCCAACUCUGUUCUCUCAAACUUCCUGUACGGCAUGCCCAUGUCCUCCAAACCCCACCCAGAUGGCAAGCUGGACUUCAAGCCCACGUCCCUCCUUGGCCUGGGCAAGGACCGCCUGGCCCACUGGAUAGACAAGAACACAUGUGGGAAAGAUACCGCUAGCAAUGAUGACUCAACAAGGCUACCUGGUGAACAGGGUCAGACCCCUGCGAGUGUCCACAUAUCCAAGAGGCUACUCUUCUCCAUAGUGCAUGAAAAAUCAGAAAAAUGGGACUCGUUCAUCCGGGAAACGGAAGAUAUUAACACGCUAAGGGAAUGUGUCCAGAUCUUGUUCAACAGCAGAUACGCCGAGGCCCUGGGUCUCGAUCACAUGGUGCCUGUCCCGUACCGCAAGAUAGCCUGCGACCCCGGCGCCGUGGAGAUCAUCGGCAUUCCCGACCAGAUCCCUUUCAAGAGACCCUGCACUUACGGCGUCCCCAAGCUCAAGCGCAUCUUGGACGAACGCCACGGAAUCCGCUUUGUAGUGAAACGGAUGUUUGAUGAAAGGAUUUUCACAGCUGCCGGCAAAAUGGCGAGGGAGGAUGGCAAGCACGACUUGGGAUUGGCACAGGAAGAUGGUUUACCAGAGAAUCUAAGCCUGCCGCCCGCCACCGCCUCAACGGAGCUGGUCGGCAAUCCUCACAGCAGCCGGUCAACGAGUGCAUGUGUGAGUCCUCUUGCAGACUGCGAAGCAGGUCCUUCCGGAGAUUGCAUACCUCCGAAGAGGAUUAAAACAGAGCCUCCGGAUGGAGAGAUCAUCCAAAUUACAGUGCCAACAGAUACUGGUACAAGUAUGGAGGAGCCUAGUGAGCCUGUGUCCUCACCCUCUGCCGCCUCAUGUCCGCCCUCGGCCUCGCCGUCUGCUGCCCCCCAACAGCCGGCUGAGAACCACGCAGCUGAAACUUUGUCUACGAAUGCCAAACCCCCGAACAUCCGGAGACCGACUGAAGCUGGUAACCUGGUGGAGGACAUUAGUGAAAUGAUUCUUCAGCUGCGCAGACAAGUGGAGAACUUGUUCAGCAUCAAAUAUGCUGAAGCUUUGGGCCUCCCUGAAGCGACCAAGGUGCCCUACUCCAAGUUCCAGAUGUACCCUGAGGAUCUGUUCGUCACCGGGCUGCCUGAGGGGAUCUCACUGCGAAGGCCCAACUGCUUCGGGGCGGCCAAGUUGCGCAAGAUACUGGCCGCCGGCAGUCAUAUCCAGUUUGUCAUCAAAAAGCCUAAGCUGCUGAGCGAGCAAGUCAAACAAGAGAUGCCUUCUGUCGCCGUCUGUGACGCCAAAAGUUUAGAGCUGGACGCAGUCAAAGACGUGACACCACUAACGGACGACACCUCAGCUUUGUCCAAAAGACCUGCUUUCUCAGACUGCCUGGAGUCCAAGUUGUCCAGGAUUGACUUGGCCAACACACUGCGGGAGCAAGUUCAGGAGCUGUUCAACAGGAAGUACGGCGAGGCACUAGGCAUCAAGUACCCGGUGCAAGUGCCUUACAAAAGGAUCAAGAACAACCCGGACUCUGUCAUCAUCGAGGGACUCCCACCGGGGAUCCCCUUCAGGAAGCCCUGCACCUUUGGCUCCCAGAACCUGGAACGUAUCCUGGCAGUCGCCGACAAGAUUAACUUCACCAUCACCAGACCUUUCCAAGGCCUCAUUCCAAAACCUGCACCUCGCAGAGUCACUUUACUCAAGAAGGCGUACGCUUCCAUAAGCGACGACGACGACGUCAACCGACUCGGAGAGAAGGUUGUCCUCAGAGAGCAGGUCAAGGAGUUGUUCAACAAGAAAUACGGCGAGGCUCUGGGCCUGGACCGUUCUGUGGUGGUGCCGUACAAACUCAUCCGCGGCAGCCCCGAGUCCGUGGAAGUGGACGGUCUCCCGGACGACGUCCCUUUUCGCAACCCCAACACCUACGAUGUGGUGUGCCUGGAGAAGAUCCUGCAGGCCGCCGAGAAGAUCACGUUUGGCGUCAAGACGCAAUUACACCCUUUUGCAGAACGCUGCGGCCAGUCUUGCAACACGGCAGCAGCAGCAGGCGACGCCUCCACCAGUCGACGGAAGCGCAAACGAGUCCAGGAGAGCCAUCGAGUGCCCGCCUCCUCCGAGCUGGCACCGUCAACCAAUCAGAUUCCAGUAAUGCAGUGGCCAAUGUACAUGGUGGACUACAGCGGCGUCAACAUGCAGGUUCCCGGCAAAGUCAAUUACUGAAGUCCCCCGAUUUAACGUCGGGCCUAAAAGAUGGACCCCCGUCACUGCGUCGAGAACAAUCUCCAGGUGGACAUUUUGGUGGCGAAGGUUUGUGAAAAGGCGUCCGAUUGUAUUGCAAAGACGGUAAUCUUUUUUUUUUUUUUUUUUGUCUAACUUAGCUGAAGCGUUAAACUACGGCCCGCAAAAAAAUGUAUUACUGACACAGUUACAUCCGUCAUAUUCAAAUGUUUGUACUUUUUAUUUAUUAUAUUUAUUGAACUAUAACAUUAUGUGCAGGGAUGUAUAAAAAAAAGUAAUCUGUGGAAGACGACAACACUACCGCUUGCUGCUAGGGGGCGCCUGCGAGUCACACAUGCAGUGGAUAUAGAAAGUCAGCAUUUUUAUUUUUUUUU
Molecule: messenger RNA, 3734 nt
Organism: Entelurus aequoreus (snake pipefish)
Lineage: Eukaryota; Metazoa; Chordata; Actinopteri; Syngnathiformes; Syngnathidae
Gene: gtf2ird1
Product: GTF2I repeat domain containing 1
Exons: 27
Coding region: 343-3342 (999 amino acids)
Cellular component (GO): nucleus
Molecular function (GO): DNA-binding transcription factor activity
Source: RefSeq, a predicted model, not a curated record